This is a messenger RNA of Microthlaspi erraticum, 414 nucleotides long. The record is from the annotation of a GenBank genome assembly. NCBI's taxonomy places the organism in Eukaryota, Viridiplantae, Streptophyta, Magnoliopsida, Brassicales, Brassicaceae.
AUGGAGUCUUCUCGCUCAGAGGAGAGGUCCAAAGAAGUUAUCUCUAUCAUCUUUGAAGCAAUCGGCUUAAGUGGUCAAGAAGAAGAAGAAGAAGAAGAAGAGAGUUUAAUGGAUGGUGGCUUCAUAAGACUCAAAGCUUAUAGUUUUACUCGCAGUUGUUGUUGGACAAUGAAGAAAGGAAUUCACCCGCAGCUGCAGUGGAUCUCUUACGUGACACAGAGUGGUAGAUUGAUGCACGUGAUGAUGACGAGAAUCCAGCAUGUUGGCAAAGUCUAUCACUUUGGAGCUAAGCGUCAAAUGGCUCAGAACAUUGGUCAGAUUGCCAAGUUCAAGCGUAGGUUUAACGAGCAAGAAGCAGAAGCUGAAGCAGGAGCGGCCACACAAGAGAAUAACAACGAGAACCAGAAGAUGUAA